This is a messenger RNA of Erythranthe guttata (spotted monkey flower), 976 nucleotides long. The record is from RefSeq and is a predicted model, not a curated record. Lineage: Eukaryota; Viridiplantae; Streptophyta; Magnoliopsida; Lamiales; Phrymaceae.
AAAACACACACACACCACACACACACUCUCUCACACACACACACAGUACAAAGCAAAGAAUCCACCACACCUCUGUUAAGUAGGGGUUUCUUUCUUCAGCAGUCAUUUUCCAUCUUCUCCCACAGCAAUUAUAGAGUUCCCCAUAAGAGGGGGGGGAAUCAAAGGUUUGUAGAAAUUGAAUUUGUUGGGUGUAAUGGAGAACAGAAUCCCGGCCGGGAGUUACUUUCAGUACGCUCCAACAAACAUCCAUAGUCCAAUUCAGAGGUCUUCGUCUCUCACAGAUCGCGAAAGAUAUUUGGCUGAUCUAUUGGCAGAGAGACAAACGCUAGGACUGUUUAUGCAGAUUCUUCCAGUUUGCAGCAGACUUUUGAAUCAAGAAAUCAUGAGAGUAUCGGGAAUGCUUUCGAAUCAGAUUGCGGAACUUGAAAGAAUAGGGCACGAUAAUCCUUACAGGUCAAUGGGCCCACAGCCCAACGGAAGGCAGAUGAAUAUGAUGAGAUGGAAUCCGAUGCAAACUGAGGAAGAUAAGCUCAUCCAGAAAAUGGCUCCAUUUCAACAAUCGUCUUUAAACUGGAAUGUAGUCCCGGGUACACCUACUACCACUCCAGUUGUCAAAAGGGUACUCCGAUUAGAUGUUCCUGUCGAAAAAUACCCAAAUUUUAACUUUGUUGGCAGAAUUCUAGGACCACGUGGGAAUUCUUUGAAAAGGGUCGAAGCAAUGACGGAUUGUCGAAUAUAUAUACGGGGUCAAGGAUCCGUGAAAGAUUCCCUUAAGGAAGAGACUCUAAAAGAUAAACCGGGAUACGAGCACUUAAACGAGCCACUCCACAUCUUAGUGGAAGCCGAGUUUCCGGAAGAUGUAAUGGACGCCCGUUUGGAACACGCAAUCGCAAUACUCGAAAACCUCCUAAAACCCGUGGACGAAUCAAUGGACGUUACAAGAAGCAACAAGGCUGUUACUAUGUGUUAUAGCUGA